This is a messenger RNA of Durusdinium trenchii, 888 nucleotides long. The record is from the annotation of a GenBank genome assembly. NCBI's taxonomy places the organism in Eukaryota, Dinophyceae, Suessiales, Symbiodiniaceae.
AUGCUCGUGUCCGGCGGCUGCCAGACCUAUGAUGUCUCGGCCGUGCUGGGCCGCGGCUCCUUCGGAACAAUCUACCUUGGAGAGGAGUUGCCUUCAAGAAGACGUGUGGCUAUGAAGGCCGUUCAUUGCAGGCGCAAAAAUGCGGUGCGAGAGGCCGAAGCUGAAGCUGAGCUGCUCAUGGCUUGGCAUCACCCACACGUGGUGCGCUGCCACGAGUAUUUCUACGAAGGACCGGAAGGUGAUGCAGAUCGCAAGCUGUGGCUGGUGCUCGACCUCAUGGAUGGUGGUGACCUGAACCGCCUCUAUGAGCAGCGGCGGCGUGCGCUGCAAGGCCCUUGGGAGGCGUCCUUCGUUCGCUUUGUGAUAUCUUCUAUUGGCAAUGCGCUGGACUUUGUUCAUGGCAAAGGAGUGCUGCAUCGCGAUGUAAAGUGCGCGAAUGUGCUGCUCUCCGGCAACUUUGAGCGCAUUUGCUUGGCUGACUUUGGGUUGGCAUGCCCUAUCAAUGCAGUUGAGGAUGCACCUCAGGCAGCCCUUGGUACCCCCAGCUAUCUUCCUCCAGAAAUCAUUUGUGGUCGACCGCACAGCCCUGCCGCAGAUGCCUGGUGUUUGGGGGUGGUUGCUUUCAAACUGGCGGCCCUCCGGAAACCCUUCGAAGCGCGUGAUGACCUCACACUCACCAUGAAGAUCGAUACACCAGCGGAUGUGGCAUGCGCCGUGCUGGGACUCUUGCACAAGGACCAGAGCAAGCGCCUGCGACCAGCAGAUGCUUACGAGAUGACGCAUGCCUCUUCGCUGGCCAGGCUCAGCAGGUUGGCGCAAAUGGUAAAGGCACGCACCCAUGGUCUGCACAGGCAUCCAUCAGAGGGUUGGAGGUUUGCUCGCUUGUGA